Molecule: messenger RNA, 1170 nt
Organism: Morchella importuna
Lineage: Eukaryota; Fungi; Ascomycota; Pezizomycetes; Pezizales; Morchellaceae
Exons: 6
Coding region: 1-1170 (389 amino acids)
Biological process (GO): proteasome-mediated ubiquitin-dependent protein catabolic process
Cellular component (GO): proteasome regulatory particle, base subcomplex
Molecular function (GO): ATP binding; ATP hydrolysis activity; proteasome-activating activity
Source: RefSeq, a predicted model, not a curated record
AUGGCCCUUAACAGCUUCUUCCACAAUAAGAUCGAGUCGUUAGAGCUAGAGAUCAUCGAACGGAACUCCAAACUAAGAAGAUUGGAGGCUCAGCGCAAUGAUUACAACUCAAGAGUUCGCCUUCUUAGAGAGGAGCUUGGAUUACUCCAGCAACCGGGUUCAUACGUCGGAGAAGUCGUGAAGGUAAUGGGUAGCAAAAGGGUUCUGGUUAAGGUUCACCCAGAAGGAAAAUAUGUCGUCGACGUUGCGGAAAGUGUCGAUAUCUCGAAACUCACCCCCGGCAAGCGUGUCACUCUCCUUUCGGAUUCAUAUAGACUAGAAAGGAUGCUGCCGAGCUCUGUCGACCCUCUUGUCUCUCUUAUGAUGGUCGAAAAGGUCCCCGACAGCACAUACGACAUGAUUGGUGGUCUUGAUCAGCAGAUCAAGGAGAUUAAGGAGGUCAUCGAACUUGGAUUAAAACAUCCUGAACUGUUCGAAUCUCUCGGUAUUGCGCAACCAAAGGGUGUCCUCCUUUACGGCCCGCCCGGUACCGGGAAGACCCUUCUUGCUCGUGCGGUUGCUCACCACACAGAUUGUCGAUUUAUCCGUGUGUCUGGUUCUGAGUUGGUGCAAAAGUAUAUCGGUGAGGGAUCUCGCAUGGUUAGAGAGUUAUUCGUAAUGGCGAGAGAGCAUGCACCCAGUAUUAUUUUUAUGGACGAAAUCGAUAGUAUUGGUAGCAGUCGUGUUGAAGGAAACUCCGGAGGAGAUUCUGAAGUUCAGAGGACUAUGUUGGAGCUGUUGAAUCAGUUGGACGGCUUUGAGCCCACAAAGAACAUUAAGGUUAUCAUGGCGACAAACAGAUUGGAUAUCUUGGACCCUGCACUAUUACGGCCUGGACGAAUUGAUAGGAAGAUUGAGUUUCCUCCUCCAACUGUCGAGGCCCGUGCCGAUAUUCUUAGGAUUCACUCCAGGUCUAUGAACUUGACCAGAGGAAUCGACCUUAAAAAGAUUGCAGAGAAAAUGAAUGGUUGCUCUGGCGCUGAACUGAAGGGUGUGUGUACUGAGGCAGGAAUGUAUGCCCUCCGAGAACGACGAAUCCACGUAACGCAGGAAGAUUUUGAUCUUGCAACGGCCAAGGUUCUUAACAAGCACGAUGACAAGGAAAUGUCAUUGUCCAAGCUGUGGAAGUAG